AUGGAAUCCGAUAGCCAGACAAGUAUCCAACUCCUCGUCAGAAAAAUAGAGCAAGCUGUUACUGCGCCGUACACCCCUGUCCUACAUGGACUCGAUCGUGAUGUCGAGUACGCUUCAGAUGCUACCCUCCGCCAGUGGGUGGAUUGCAAGCCUUGUCAGGUGUCGCUUUUGACAGCAGUGCUUCUUGAGCAGCGACCGACUUCAAACAAGCUACUAGCGAGAUUCGGCUAUCUAAAGAUCGUGCGGGAUACCCUGCUUGAUCGCGAGCCAGCUUUGUUGGAUCAAUCGCUUCAUUGCGCCAUUGAAAAUGGAAACGAGGAGGAUCUCAACCUAUGUGUUUCCAUGCUCUCAAGUCCUUUGUCUCCGAACAUUGCCGCUCCAGUACGCGUUCCUGUCUUCUUGACUAAACUUCUCAGCGAUGUCGCGCAAAAUCCUUGUGCGGCCAAGAUCAAGCCGCUAUGCGACGUCAUGCAAGGACUUCUUAGCAACGCAGACCUGAUCCAGCUUAUACCAAAUGAUUUGAUGGAGGCAUUUCAACGUGAAGGGACCAAGAUUUUGAGAAAUUUGAACGAUCCUCUGGGGACAUUGCUAUCUUUGGCGACCUUCACGCGCAUACGUAAACUGUGGAAGCCCAGGGAUAGUACCCAAAAACAGCCACAGUGGCUAACGAACAUCUGCCAAAUCUUCGGUCCCAAGAGCUCUAACAAGGCUCUUGACUUAGUUGUUAUCUCAGCCGUGAUGGCUUGUUCUACAUCCUCCAACGGGUACACAAUAAACGAGCGCAUCUUACUAGUCAGACUGGCAACAGAGAUAUGUCAUGAGAUUGAUGAAGAUCUCAGAAAGACUUGGCUGAGUACUAACUCUCCAAAGCUUGGCAAGCUAUGCGAGAAGCUAAAACGACCUGACAUUAAUGCCGAGCUACAAGUUACUGGCUUGACUUUACUCAUAACAUUUUCACAGUGGCUGGCAUUGCCACGAGAGGUAUACGACUCGAUGCGAGAGCAACUUUACACUCAAACUACAUAUAACGUGAUGACUGCUAUACCAGAAAUGGUUAAAGACAUUCUCUUUGAGCGAUUGUUAGCUCACUACGACAACGAAUAUUUGGAUAUCUGCUUUGCAACUAUUCACGGACUAAUACCCGAUAACGACAAACAUUUGCCUGGCCUAACAGAUCUCAAAAUCAGGCAGCUGCUCGUUUCGACAUUGGGAAAGUCCGAAAAGGCUUCAAAACUUCGCCGUUCCUUUCUAAGACGGCUUUCUGGAUCUGACCAAAGUAUAGGAAUUCUACGUGACUAUGCUCAAGAGUUCUCAACUCGUGAUGGAUCCUUCCGAUGUUCAGAGUCUAAUGUAUGCUCCACGGCUACUAUCUUACAGAAAGACCGUCUUUUCUUCGAAUGGUUGGGCUGCAUUCACUCUGCAAUUGAUGCUGAUGGUGCCGAGAGCCAAGAGAUAUUUUCCUGUUACCAUGAACUGUUUGACUUUUUUCUCAGAUCUCUUAAAGAGAAUGCCACAACAUCCAAACACUGUUUCUUUUCUCAUCUAAAGGAACCCGAGAGGAAUGGAUACUUCUCCCAAAAAACGGCAAAACCGACAGUGGUAGAGAAUGCGGAUGGUGCAAGUCAUGAAUGGAGGUCCAAAGUUGCCGGUCUUCUUAUGGAUAAUGCUAGAAGUUCUCAUGAAACCAUCAUCCAACAGAUGGAAGCAAUGUUACAAGAUUUUGAGAAUCGGUGCAGCAACGUCGAAGAGCCUUUAGCACUUGCAGUCCGAGAACGGGAAGACCUGAACCAGAAACUGGCGGCCUCAAAACACUUGAAUCAACAGCUAGAAGAGCAAAUCCAACAAUCCGCCGAGAUGACGAAUGCUUUGAGGAAACAACUUGAUGAGUCCGUUGCGCAAAUUAGAGAUUACUCGUGUCAAAAUGUACAUUUGGCCAAUCAGGUGGAUGCCUUGCAGACAGAACUUGACACAAGCCGGAAGGAAGCGCGAGAUGGUAUUGAGAUGGUUAACUCAAAAGCACGCGAUCGUGAAUUGGAUCUCAUGGCCACAGUCGCCGAGAGAGAUGAUCUCCUGGAAGAGCAGCAGAUGGAAAUAGAAGUCAUGUCCAAGGAAAGGACGCAGCUCCAGGAAGCUGCGCAUGUCAGUGCAGAACGUCACCAGGCAGUCCCCCAAGACUACGAUGAUUUGCGUCAAGAAAUGGCGCAAUUACAGAAAGACGCUACGCAAAACUGUGACAUGCUUCGACAUGAGAUUACCAAGUUGCAACAGGUUAUGGAGAUCCGCGAAUCGACGAAUGUCGAGAAGGAUAAUCGGAUUAUUGCAUUGGGCGAGACCAACAAAGACCUCCAAAACGAGAAUCAAAUGUUGAAAGAUAAGCUGGAGCAGGCUCAAUCGAACUGGGAACAAUCUAUGUCGGCACUAGAGGAAGCACGUCAGAAGCACAAGAGUAGUAUGGCUGAUAUGGAGACGAAAUACCAGGAUCAAGUGUUUGAAGCCCAGAAUCAGGCUCAGCAGUUGACCGAGCGAUAUCGACUUGAAAUUUCUACCUUGCGACAUGAUGCAGCAAAUACAUCCGCCCAAGCCGAGAAAGAAAUUCGCACCAAAAACAAGAGGAUACAAUAUCUAGAGAAGAAGGUCGAGGCGUUUCGAAAUGAACGGGCAGCAAAAGCUCGCGAAUUCAGCGAAGCUCAAGAACAUAUUAGUCGCUUUAUGAGCGUGAUGGAGUUUACCAAGGAUCAAAAAGACGACAGCAGCAGAAAACAACCAGCGACUGGUCCUUCAAAGGCUAAGGAACAUGUUCGUCGAUCAACCCGUCUAAGUUUACUACAGGCUCAGUCGCCUUCACAAGCCGGGAUGACUACAAUACAAGCACAGUCUUCGAAUCCAGCUAUUCCUCCUACAAGUACAGAAUCUCUUUUCCAUCAAGAAGCUACUACAACGCCACGCCGACGCAGUCAUCGGUUUUCGGAAACAACUAGUUUCGUUAACUAUGACAAUACCACCUAUUUUCCCAGUAUACAUGAAAGAGCAGUUGAAGGAUUUCCUGGAGUCAGGCGGCAACCACUUAGCAAUCUUGACAGGAAUAGCCCUAAAAAAUCGCCUGCUUCGACUAAUCCUAAGGAUGCUAGGAACGAUAAACUUGGUCAACAGACCCAGAUUGGGUCUCAGACGAACAUUGACAUUACGGAUUUGGGAAAUUUGGACGUAGAUUUUGAUGACAGGGAUCUUUUGACGAGUACUAUGGCGCAAUGA
Molecule: messenger RNA, 3252 nt
Organism: Talaromyces marneffei
Lineage: Eukaryota; Fungi; Ascomycota; Eurotiomycetes; Eurotiales; Trichocomaceae
Exons: 8
Coding region: 1-3252 (1083 amino acids)
Source: RefSeq, a predicted model, not a curated record